This is a messenger RNA of Quercus lobata, 1315 nucleotides long. Its product is annotated as protein PTST homolog 3, chloroplastic-like. The record is from RefSeq and is a predicted model, not a curated record. NCBI's taxonomy places the organism in Eukaryota, Viridiplantae, Streptophyta, Magnoliopsida, Fagales, Fagaceae. The transcript has 6 exons. Bases 336 to 998 code for a protein of 220 amino acids.
CAACAUCAAACAUCGAUGGGCUUGAUCUGAAGAAAAGCUUUGAUGAAAACCAGGGUGCAAUCAGUGAUCAUGAACAUAUAUUAACAGGUCAGGACAAGAAGGCGAAUACUUUGGUUGUCGAACACAUCUCAUCAACUGAUAUCUCCACUGUAGGGAUCGAUUACAGUAGUCCAAGUAGUGAUUUGGAUUUCAACUCUGGUGUCUUUAGGAGCCUACCUGUAGAAUCUUCAUCCAAUUUGUUUUUGGAAGAAAAGGUAUCGCAUAGAUUAAAGGGUCAUGAUGAGAAAGUAAAAGACGUUGCUGAAAAUGCUUUCUUGUCAACUGAAGUUUCCACGAUGGAAGGUUCAAGCAUCAAUUUUGAUCUCAACACUGAUGAAAACAGCUACAUGCCUGUAGAACUUUCAGUCCUGGAGGAGAAGACUUCAUCUAAUUUGCAAGUCGAGGACGAGAAGGUGAAUAAGAUGGUUGAAGAUGUGGCCUUUUCAAAUGAAGGAAAGAAACAUUAUUCCUGGAGUUCAAAUCCAGAUUUCAAUCCCACUGACUUUAAAAGUAUGCCUAUAGAAUCUCCAAUCAGUUUGUCCUUGGAGGAAAGGCCCUCAUAUAAUUUGAAAGAUCAGGAUGAGAAGAUUAAGAAUAAUGAUGUACCUCUCUACUCUAGUGAAGAUUCUCGCAUGCCUACAGAAUUUUCAGCAAACUCAUCCCUUGAGGAAAAGGUGACAAAGUUUAUUCAGAAUGGGGAUUUGGAUAUGAUUGAGGAUAAUGCCUAUGGUAUAUUAAAUGAACGUGUUGCUGAAGAAAGCAAGGAAUUUAUCAAGCUGCAAAAUUCGGUAGUGCAGCCUGCUGAAGAGCACUCUGGAAAUUCGCUUAAUGGUGGGAGUGUUGCUGUGACAUUGAAUGGCAGUACACUGACAUCCAAGGAUGUCACUCCUGCUGCACUAGUCACUCAACCACUUAGGCGGUUGUGCUCUUUGCUAUGGGUGGCUAUGGAACAUAUCUAGGUUUCCGUAUACUUUUUCUGAUGAUGUGGAGAAGGCUAUGGCCAAAGACUUGCACCCAAAGCUUCUAGCCGGGAUGUUUUUCUUCUUCGCUCUUGGAGCAACUGGUGGAAUAACAGCUCUACUCACUUCAGAUAAACCCAUCUUUGAGAGUCCUCAUGCUGUUACAGGUUUAACUGGCCUUGCUCUCUUGACCUUACAAGCCACAUUACCUGCAUUAUUUGAGGUAAUCAUGAUUUUUGAGGACCUGAAUUUUAUUGUUUUCUUCUUUUUAUAUCUAUUCCCAGUUCUUUCAAUCUCUUUUUCCUUUUUCUUUUUUU